AUGGCUUUGAAUCAUGUCUCAAGGCUUUGUAGAAAUGUGGAAGAGUCCAUAGAUUUCUACACCAAGGUUCUUGGGUUGGUCUUGAUUGAGAGGCCACUAGCUUUUGAGUUUGAUGGUGCAUGGUUGUUCAAUUAUGGUGUUGGGGUUCACUUGAUCCGAGUCAAGGAUGAAAACAGCUUGCCUAAAACGGAUCGUAGAUUGGAUCCCAUGGAUAACCAUAUUUCUUUUCGGUGUGAGGACAUGGAAGCACUGGAGCAGAGAUUGAAGCAGUUCAAUGUGAAGUACACAAAGAGGACAAUAGACGACGAUAAGAAUGGAACAAAGAUUGACCAGCUUUUUUUCUGUGAUCCAGAUGGGUACAUGAUUGAGAUAUGCAACUGCGAGAAUCUUAAGCUUGUUCCUGCAGGCUCACUGGGCAAAAUAAAACUCCCAUUCGAUUGGCAGAAUCCUCCUAUUGAUCUGGAAAAUGAGCAGGAUACAAAAUAA
Molecule: messenger RNA, 486 nt
Organism: Dovyalis caffra
Lineage: Eukaryota; Viridiplantae; Streptophyta; Magnoliopsida; Malpighiales; Salicaceae
Source: the annotation of a GenBank genome assembly